AUGGAGAAAUGAGAGAAGGCGUCAGAAAGAAGAAUGGAUGAAUGGAUUUCUUGCAGCUGAGAGCAAGAGAGAAAACAAGACCGAAAGAAAGGAGUCUCAGUGUUGUUAUGAACAAGCAGGUGGUGGUGAGGGAUAAUCCAGGUAAGACUUUAAUGCAGCAGAGAAGUCUGGGGGAGGUGAAAGGAACAGAGGAAGGUGGAGAGGUUGCUAAUUUUGGACUACUAAUCCAAUCCAUGUCCCUCUCUCUCCUACUCUUCUUCUUCUGAAGAAGAAGAGCAAGCCAUAAAAACACUCCACUUUGCUAAAUUUGGCUAGAACAAGCAUUAGAGGUGUGGACUUGACAACAGCCCACUUUGACUCACCUGGAUAUACAGUCCAUAGCAUGUAGCUGGGUUCUUCUUCCUUCUUCUCCUUUCCUGCCUGCAUAGUCACAUCAUCAUGGGUGAAAUCCAAAAGGGUUUAUUUUCCGUCAUUGAGAAACUAAAGGGCACGACAGAGCAGGAGCUCCGAAUCGUUCUUCUUGGCCUGGAUAAUGCUGGGAAAACCACCCUACUGAAAAAACUUGCUUCAGAAGAUGUGAACAUGAUCACACCAACUCAGGGCUUCAACAUUAAGAGUGUAACCUUUCAUGGCAUGAAACUGAAUGUCUGGGACAUUGGGGGGCAGAGGAAGAUCCGCCCCUUCUGGAAAAAGUAUCUGGAAAACACAGAUUUGUUGAUCUAUGUCAUCGACAGUGCAGAUAAGAAGAGGUUUGAAGAAACAGGCCUGGAGCUCUCAGAACUGAUUGAUGAGGAGAAUCUGAAGGGAGUUCCUCUUCUCAUCUUUGCCAAUAAGCAAGAUCUGACCACAGCAUCUACAGCCAGUGAGAUCACUGAAGGGCUCAACCUGCACACGUACCGGGAUCGAGAGUGGCAGAUCCAGGCCUGUUCAGCUAUUUCUGGUGAAGGAGUGCAGGAUGGAAUGAACUGGAUCAGCAACAAUAUUGUAAAAAAGAAGAAAUAAAGCUGCUUGAAAAUAUUUUUUUUGUAUGUAAAAAUUAAAAGCUCUAUGAUCUUUCUACACAAAUGCAGAUGUGUUCCAAUAGAUCAAACUGACUUCCAUCAACACUAAUGUUUUGUAAUAUUUUGUAAGAUAUAUAAAUUGAAUUCAUAACGACUGACAUCAGGGAGCCUUCGGCUGUUUGAUAUACAGUAUAUGAACUCUCUGUGGAGAGUUUUAAUAGAAUUCUCUAUGACAGGAUCUCAGUGACUCAUUCUAGCAGCAAAUAAUGAUACAAACAGAGCUGCAGCCCAAAAAGGGAUGACUCAUGUGUCCAAGUGUGGUAUUCACUAGAGACUACAAGUUAUACUGUGUGGUUAGUUAGUUAGCUAGAUAGUUAGUUCUGAAGCAGCCUGAAGGAGGAACCAUCUCAAACCGAGAGCCUUCUUUCCUGACCUGAACUCUUGUCCCCUCAGUUUUAUUUGUGGGUUCCAUGGGCUCACGUACUGUUUAUAAUAACUUGUGAGUGUGUUUAUAUAUACACUCACCAACCACUUUAUUAGGAACACCUGUACACCUGUUCAUUCAUGCAGUUAUCCAAUCAAGCAAUCAUGUAGCAGCAAGGCAUAAAUCCAUGCAGAUUCUGCUCACAUCAAACAUCAGAAUAGGGAAAAUGUUGAAGAUGCUUUUCUGCUGACCAUGGUUAUAAAAAGUUAGAGUUACUGUAGCUUUCUCUUCUGAUGUUUGUUGUUUUUCUCACCAUUCUGUAUAAACUUGAGAGACUGUUGUACAUGAAAAUCCCAGGAGAUCAGCGGUUUCUGAAAUACUCAAUUUCCCGCAUUCUAAUGUGAACAUUAACUGGAGCUCUUGAUCUGUAUCUGCAUGAUAUUUUUGCAUUGUGCAGCUGCCAUGUGAUUCGAUAAUUGCACUAAUGUACAGGUGUUCCUAAUAAAGUUGGCGGUGAACAUAUAUACUCCUUUAUUCUUCUUCUUUUAAAUAUACAUAACAGUUUUAGAAAGUAUAACAAAAUGUUUAAGAAAAAAAGAUUCUCCUGCUUAGUGGCUUGAAGUAGAAGGUAAAUAACAGACGACAGAUUGAGCCUUUUUGUGUCUUCAACUUUACAAAGUUCUGUUAAAUUUUAAAAUUGUAUUAUUCCAUCUUGUUAUCUAAAAAUGUACUAGAAAUCUUGUCAUAAACAGCAGGAUUAACUGAAUGAUUUUUGUUAGUUUACCUCACUGAUUACUUGAGGGGAAAAAAGACCCUGUACAUUUACACUUGCAGCAGAAUUAAUGUAACUCAUAUUUGCAGUAUUCAUUGUCAUGUUGCUUUCCAGUAAUGGCAUGUUGUAGUGCAUUUUUAAUAGAGUAUUUUUAAAAAUCUCUUUUUACAGAACUG
Molecule: messenger RNA, 2373 nt
Organism: Ictalurus punctatus (channel catfish)
Lineage: Eukaryota; Metazoa; Chordata; Actinopteri; Siluriformes; Ictaluridae
Gene: arl3l1
Product: ADP ribosylation factor like GTPase 3, like 1
Exons: 6
Coding region: 439-1002 (187 amino acids)
Biological process (GO): cilium assembly
Cellular component (GO): cytoplasm; microtubule cytoskeleton
Molecular function (GO): GTPase activity; GTP binding
Source: RefSeq, a predicted model, not a curated record